Anolis carolinensis (green anole) is the source of this 6870-nucleotide messenger RNA. RefSeq names its product AKNA domain containing 1 (gene aknad1). The record is from RefSeq and is a predicted model, not a curated record. NCBI's taxonomy places the organism in Eukaryota, Metazoa, Chordata, Lepidosauria, Squamata, Anolidae. Bases 926 to 3640 code for a protein of 904 amino acids. The transcript is spliced from 16 exons.
AUAUUAGUAAAUAAUUAAUUUUCAUGGACCCUCCUAUAUAAAUAAUUAAAAUUCCCUGUAUGAUGGAUGAAGUAAAUAUGUUUAUAACUCUGAAAGAAUCAAGAAAUCCAAGAUCCAAUUCUAAAUAUUUUCAAAGGUCUGAGCGAUAGCAAAACGUAACUGUUAAAUGAUACUGGGUUCAGUUCAACUUUCCCAGUAAGAGUGUUGUUUUCUGACUCUAUAUUGCUUUUGCGAUCCCACUGAACAAUAGCAGCGUAAAACUAGAACAAUAAAGAGCAAGGUGUGUGUUGCAGUUAUAAAGUUACUGUGCUCUUCCAGGUUUCCAGGCUCUGUUCAGGAUAAGGUUACAGUCAAUGUAACACAAUAUAUCCACUAAAAAAGAGAGCUUAAACAGUUUGGUAGUAGACGACAGAAAGCUGUGUAAGAAUGUUUAGCUCAUUUGCUAUAACUAUAGCAAUCAGCCAAAUAUUUGCCUGUAGUGUGUAAGUAUAAGGGCAUUUUGUCAUUGUAACGACUGUAUUUCUGCUUUCUGUUGAAGUGCUGUUUGUAUCAUUUGUGUGUCUAAUGAAAAACCAAUUUUGUGAGCAGAAUGUGAGUUCUGAAAGAAAGGAACAUGUCUUGAAAUAAAAAUCUUGGGAGUAGUACUUAACAUAUGUUUAUCUGUUAUUUAUAUCUCAGUUACCAGAGGGUGUGUAGCAAGGUGUAACCUAGAUCCAAAACCAGCUCAGACUUUAACAAUGUUGACAUGUUUGUUUGUAUAACCGAGGAAAAUUAAUGGGUUCACGGAUCUAAGGAAGUUGGAAAUAUGUGCUGACACAUUUAUAAAAGGAUUUGAAUAUUAACAUUCAGCGGACAUAAUGUGGAAUAUGAUCAAAAUAUGAUGAGUAGGUAUUAUAGAUAAGGACAGUGACUAUUUGAAAACUAGAUGACUAAUACGUUAUUUGAUGUGCUUUACCCUGAAGACAAUACUGAUGAUGAGCAAGAAGAUUUGCCUUAUGAUGGGGAUCUACAAAAUAGAUAUCAAUACAAUUAUGUUUCUCAAAACUUGGAAGAGUUUCCUUCUGUGGAAAAUGCCUCUCAAAGUGCUUUGACCUUGACAUCUUCCCAAAUGAGCUAUUGUUCACAAGAAAAAUCAGAUACCAAAACGCAACUGCCUCAGAAGAAAAUCAGUCUUGAAUCUCUUUCAAGGAAAAAUGACAUUGAAUUUACUAUGACAGCAAGAAAAGAAUUACUAACUUGGGAUGCUAUUAGUUCAGGAAGAAAUCAACACAUCUCUAACUCCAAAAUCUCAAAAGUCCUUUUGCGUCAUUUUCCCAAAGAGGAAUUAGCAAGUUCCUGUAAUUUAAUUGAUUCAGAAACAAUACCGGAAAUAUCAUUUACUGAAAGUUUUGAUGAAACUAUCCAAAAUAAAACUAAGAGUUCAGGAAAUGCGAGAAUAUUUUUGUCAAGGGAAGAAGAAAAUAAUCUUGAACAAAAAAUAACGUGUGAAUCAGUUAAAAAAAGUUUCAUCCAAGUUGAGAAGUUUACAAUAAAGGAUAGCAUUAAUGCCCCUGAUGGGAGAAAAGACCUCAAAGAAAAUAAUUCACAAUUAGUAACCCAGAAAGAAGAUACAAUCAGUGAAGAGUUAGGUGGUACCUCAAUCCCAAAAGAUGAAUAUCAAGAACAAAAAUACUUAAUGGAAAUAAAUGGAUCUUCUCAAAAUAAAAAAUACAGUCAACAUCAGGUUCAUUACCAACUUCCUGAUUUCUCUAAGAUUGCUCCUAAGAUUAAAAUACCCAAAGAAAAAAGUAACAACAAACCAAAUCCCAUAAUUAAAAGAGCUAAAACUUCCCCAAAUUUGCUUGGUAAAUCAGCAGUUGUGAAAGACAUUCUAGAAGCAAUGAAUUCUUUGGAAUCUGUUGCAGCCAAGAAUGAAGAAGAGGAAAUGAGAAUAGCUGAACUUGACCAACAUUUAGAGAUGCUGACCAAACAUGCUGAAGCUCAGAAUCAUAUUGAUCACCUUAGGUUUAAUGCUAAGAAACUUCCAAGCUCAAAUUCUCAUAGAACAAACUUUGAUAUUAAAGGACAAGGCACUGGAAUAAAUUCUGAGCUGUCAACAAUUCCACCUGUAACUGUUCCUGUGAAGCCCAUGCUCAGUUUCUCAGAAUCACCUCUUGCAGACUUGCAGACUGGGGGAAUGGUCUCACCCUUAGCUGAUGCAAGAAAACCAUCACCCAUGAAUCCUUUUUUGUUGCAAAAAGUAACAGAAGAAAGAAAGCUUUCUGAAAUGUUAAAAGAACAGACAGAAGAGAUGAAAGCAAAAGUGGAAACAUUUUCUAAAUGUAUGACAGAAGGUGUAUUGCCAGCAGAGGAACGCCAUCAGCUUUUAAAGCUUUUAAAAGGGCAACUGGACCAACUGGAACAGAAUUACUUAACCACAAAGGAGAAGCAUUGUUCUCUACGACUUCAAAGCUAUAAGUAUUCCUCACCCAGCAUUGUAGAAUUUGAUCCUGACAGGAAAGUAGAAGGAGAAAUAUUUAAGCUUGGAAUGCUGCUCGAAGGUAUCGGAGAGAAUAUUGAUAAGACAUGCAAUCACCAUUCCUCAACAUUUGUAACAUCACCUUCAUUCACAUCUCCCAAAUCUGUAUCUUAUUCUUAUUCAAACUGUUCUGAGAGUCCUGUCGUUUCCAGAAGUAGUCACUCUCCAGAAAAGACUGCUAUGGAAGUAAAUAUUAAAAAUGAGAAAUAUGGAGAGAAUAGAAGUGAUCAUAUGGAGGAGAAGAGAUAUCAGCAACCUAGUCAAGGUAGUGGAGGGCAUCUCUUCCAGCCACAAAAUUUAAGUUACUGGGAAAUGAAAUCUCCACCUUCAGCCAAUCCCUGCAGUACAAACCAUCCUGAAUCUGCUCCAGUUGGUCCCAGCAGAUCAAAAGAACAAGGACGUCCCACUUAUCCCACUUAUCCUUCAAAUCAGUUUCUUGAAGAGUUGGGAAAUUCGUCAAAGGAACAUAAUAUUAUUAUACACCCUAGACUGAAAAUACAGUUAUCAAGUAGACCAACGUGUUCCUGUUCUUCCAAUAGAAAUAAAAAAGAGGACUACAGGAAAACAGACAGAGGAAAAUCAGAUUGUGAACAGUUCUCUAUCUUCUUAGAAGGGAAAGCAGCAGAUUUCAAUUCAUCAGAUAGUGAUUCAGAAGAGAUUUCAUUCUGUAGCCGUCUCAGUUCAAGUACUGAAGAAGAAAGGAUUCAAAAUCAUGGCUCAAUUACAGUGGGUUCAAACAAACCAAACCAAGCUUCUUCACAAAAGGCAGAUACCAGCUUUCAAAGAAUUUAUUAUAAAGAACCAGAACAGUUUAUAGACAGACUUUGGGACAGGCACAAUCUACAUGUUCCACAAACCACCUAUUCAAAGAUGCAGGACACCAUUAUCAUUUCUCCACAGUAUCUGGGUCGUAGGGAUAUGUAUGGAAGGAGAUUAACAAGUCCAGAGAGAAACAGGCACACAAGUGCUGCGGUACUCAGUUCCACUUUGGAUGGCAUUAUCGAGACUGCAAACAGCUUGAAGAGAACUUCAGAACACAUGAUGCAAGUUAUUUCAGAAGAUUUAACCAAGGCCAACAUUCAGACAUCGUCACGUGUCACAAGGAGCCAGCACAGUAUAUGAAUGUGUUAUGAAAACUAUCAAAACAAUGUCUGAACAAACAUUUGCAUUUGUAAAGGAUUAAAAUGGACUAUUUUCUUAUCCUUUCCCAAUGUUCAUUAAAAACUUUACUUUGUCAAAUGUCAAAAGAAAAGCAUUAUACCAAUUCAUAAAUUAUACAGAUGUUAAGUUGAUAAGCAUGUUUCUGCGAAGUUUUUUUUUUUACUGUACCUAGAAUUCAUUUUGGAACCUGGAAUAUAUUUCUAAUGUAAACUAAAUAAGAUAGGCAAUGUGUUAUAUAGUAGGCACUGCUAUAGUUUUGUAGUAAGCAGACUCUUCUCUUUUUGUCCAAAAUGUAAUGCUGUUUUGUAUUAGAAUGUAAAAAUGUUCAGGGUGUAUUUUUACAUGUGCAAUAUUUGAAAAGCUUUUAUCACAUGUACAAAUGCAAUUUUCAUUCAUGUGCAAAGGUAAGAUACAUACUAUAUUUGUUGUGGGGAAAAAACAUAAUUUGUGUAGCAGUAGAGUUCGUGCAAAGAACUCUCAGUACAGUGGAACCUCAACUUAAGAAUGUCCCAACUUAAGAGUGUUCAGAUUUAAGAGCUGUUGCUUGGCCUGGAUUUCGCUUUGACAUAAUAGCAUUUUGAGUUAAGUGCUAGCACCAGAGGAAACACUAGUAUGAGAGUACAGGGCUUUAGAUCUUCAAGGGAGCAGUUUUUGUGCCUUGUACCUCCCACUCUUGUCCACUUUGGGAGAUUUCUGUCCACUUUGAGGAACUUUAGGUUAGUUGAUUUUGAGAGUUUUAUUCCUGGUAUGUUUGGCUUCAUGAUGAGGGAGAGGGAGAGAGAGCAAGAGAAGGAGUGAGGCUGGAAUGAGUACAGUAUGAAGAAAAUGAUGUUUCUUUGAUGUUUUUUGUGCUUCCUUGUCACAACUUUAUGCUUCUACCAUCUUAAAGUUAUUUUUUCUUUUUUAUUGUUCCAUGUGAAUGUGCAUUUAUACAUUAUUUGUUAUUUAUAAUGUACAUUUUCUUAUUUAAAAACACGUAACAAAAAAUUGGGGGAGGGGUGUUUGGGGCCCCAGAAUGGAUUAAUGGCAUUUCAGUGGGAAAACCUGCUUUGAGAUAAGUGCAUUUUGAAUUAAGAGCUCAGCCAUGGAACAAAUUAAACUUUUAAUUCAAGGUAUCACUGUACUUCCCGGUAUAAAUAAGUCUUUCUUUGCUCCAAAAUCUUAGAAAAGCAUAAAGCCUCUAUAGGACUGUAGUUGUAAACACUUUGACAGAAACAUGCUCCUCCCUUCUCUUCAUUCUCCAUCCUUCCAGCAACAAUAAAGGAUGACAGGAAGGAGAAGGGGACUACAUUUGGGAAGGUCUACUGAUGGAGGUAGUUUUACAAGCUAAGGAAGAUCAGUCAAUGAAUUACCCUCCUGCACUGCAUUCUCUUUGAGUUCAAUUUAGCAAAAUCACUAAAAAAAAAGACAGAAAAUUCUUCAAAGUUCUUUAUUGAUGGUAAAAUGUUUAGUACUUUCAUGAUUACCUUUACCCAAAUACCACAGAAAGAUCCAUGCAGUUCCAAACACACAAUCAUUAUUUUUCUCUUCUAUUUUCUCUGGAAGACAUUAACCUUAUAUCUUGUACCUCAUUGCAAGUUUUCUUCAGGGAAUUCUUACAUAUUGUAAUUUAACAUCCUGCAGUUGUGAAAUUGUGCUAUACAUUUUUAUUUACAUUUCUUUGAUACUUAAAUUGAUGGGCCUUUUAUAACAGUACGUUUAGAAAUAAACAUGAUUCCAAGAUAGAAAGUUUGCACAUUAUUACCGAAAAGUCAUUAGCAUAUAUACAGACAUUUUUUUCCAAGUUCUAGCAUACUGCGUUCCUUAGUGAACAUUCUCUACACUGAACACUUCACAGCAAAAUGCCACCUAUAACCACUACAUUAAUAUAAAAACACAAGUUGUUACAUAAUUUCUCCACUUUUACACAUUUUUAUCUCCUCCCCCAACAAAAAGCAGCAGAUUUCAAAUUAUAAAACGAGUCCCAAAUAUAACACUAAUUUAUAAAAUAUGUACACAGGACACAAACCAGGUCACGCUAAAUGCAUAAAUCCCAUUGAUUCCAAUGUAGAAUACAAAGAUAUUUAACAUUUCUCCCCCUGAAAUCAAUGGAACUUAAUAUUAACUUGGGUUUGAUUGUGUCCAUAUUUAUAUUAUGUAUUCUUUAUAUCUUUGUUAAGCUCAACCAAAAACCUUUGAGGAUCAUCGCUUCUAUUCAUUCUUAAAAUACACAGUAUCCUUAGAUUUUGGUACAGUAAGUGCUUUUAUAUCAUCCAGUAGUCGUCUAGGUGUGAUGAUGUGAGUGGAACCUGGUUAAAAAUGUAAUAUAGAAGAAAUUGUGAAAAUAAACACAAGCCAACAGAAUUGAAAAAUAACACAUUUUUUUUGUUUAACAUACAGCACACUGAGACUUUUUAAAAUUUCUGGCCCCUUUAAGAUCAGAACCUUAACAGUAAUAGAAAAUGAACUUGGAUCUAGCAUAGUCUAGUUGGGAAUGUGUGUAGAAAUAUGCUGCAAACAAAGCAAGUGAAUUCAGUGUUCGCCCUUCCGAACUGAAUACAUCUCAAAGGGUAUUGCAAUUGCAGAGAUCACAACUGACUAUGCUGACUAGUUACAGUGAGCAAGUGUCAAUUGUUGUGUGCCUUCAAGUUGACUGUGACUUAAAUAGACCUUAUCAUAGUGUUUUCUUGGCAAGUAUUUGAAGCCUUGCCUAUUUUCAUUCUUUAGCAAGUACAAUGUAAGCUGAUGGCUAUUUUAAAUGUUUCUCAUUUUUAAAAAGGUGUGGUUCUGUCAUUACAGAUCGAUUGGCUCAAUCAAUUGACUCCAUCAACUCCUGAUUUUUCAAGAUCCAUUUAGAACUGUCAAUAAUAGGAACACUUUGAGCUAUCUAAUUUAUAGGAUUGCCAUAAGUCAAUUUCAGCAUGGUAGCAUGUAACAGCAAAAACAAAUUGUGAAUAGUAGAAAAUAAUUCCCUUGCCUCCCAACACCAUUUUGAAAAGGUGCAAUAAAGUACUGUAAAUGGAUAAUAGGGGUUUGUUUGUUUUUUUGUUUUUUAAAGGCAAAGUAUAUCUUCUGUAACUUACAUGUUUUUAAACUCGCAACUAGUUUUGGUCUAAUCUAUUUUCUCCUGCUGUAGCAUUGAUAUUACAAAAACAUGCUGUCUUAUUUGUCCUCAAGAUUCCAUAAUAAACAUACACCUAGAUCCCAAGUCA